Messenger RNA from Dufourea novaeangliae, 2053 nucleotides. RefSeq names its product protein-tyrosine sulfotransferase (gene Tpst). The transcript has 7 exons. The coding region runs from base 1 to 1143 and encodes 380 amino acids. The record is from RefSeq and is a predicted model, not a curated record. Gene Ontology annotation, biological process: peptidyl-tyrosine sulfation. Gene Ontology annotation, molecular function: protein-tyrosine sulfotransferase activity. Lineage: Eukaryota; Metazoa; Arthropoda; Insecta; Hymenoptera; Halictidae. Gene Ontology annotation, cellular component: Golgi apparatus.
AUGUCGUUCCUGUUGAGUCGUGGCGGCCGAAAGGGGCCCAUCAUCUGCUUCGUCGGCCUUCUAUUGAUCUUCGCUCUCUAUCAGCUGGGCAUCAUCUGCGGAUCGAUGAAGUCCGUUCCCACCGCGAUGAUGGUCGCUAAAGAGAAAUACGUGAUGGGCCCGUUCGAUCACAAGAGGUACACGUACGAUCGUUAUAUGCCGUUGAUUUUCAUCGGCGGCGUGCCACGAUCGGGCACCACCCUCGUACGCGCGAUGCUCGACGCGCAUCCCGAUGUCAGGUGCGGUCAGGAGACCAGGGUGAUACCGAGGAUCCUGCAGAUGAGGAUGCACUGGCUGAAAUCGGAGAGGGAGAAUCUUCGGCUUUCCGAGGCGGGAAUUUCGAAAGAAGUGAUGGACAGCGCGAUAGCAGCGUUCUGCCUGGAGAUCAUAGCCCGGCACGCGGAACCAGCGCCGCGAUUGUGCAACAAGGAUCCCCUCACUCUGAAGAUGGGCUCCUACAUUCUCGAUCUCUUUCCAAAUGCCAAGUUUAUCUUCAUGAUCCGCGACGGCCGUGCCACCGUGCAUUCCAUUAUCUCGAGAAAGGUCACCAUCACGGGCUUCGAUCUGUCCUCUUAUAGGCAGUCUCUGAUCAAGUGGAACCACGCGAUAUCCACGAUGUACGGACAGUGCAAAGAGAUAGGGUCCGAAAAGUGUCUGAUGGUUCCCUACGAGCAAUUGGUACUGCAUCCACGUCAGUGGAUGAAGAAGAUCCUGAAUUUCCUGGACGUUCCGUGGAACGAGUCUGUCAUGCAUCACGAGGAAUUCAUUAAUAAACCGGGCGGUGUGCCACUCAGCAAGGUCGAGAGGUCGUCGGACCAGAUCAUAAAGCCGGUCAACCUGGAGGCACUGACCAAGUGGGUUGGCCACAUUCCGGACGACGUGGUCAGAGAGAUGCCUGACAUCGCGCCGAUGCUUUCUGUCCUCGGCUAUGAUCCUUAUGCUAAUCCGCCGGUCUACGGAGCGCCGGACAGGCUGGUUAGCGAAAACACCAGACGGGUCCUGGCGAACGGGGAGGUAUGGGCGGCGAGGGCGCGCCAGUUCUCUCUGGAGAAACUGAUAGAGCCGAGCAAAGAGGACGAGACCACCAACGCGGUAAACGCGUGACCUCGGUUACAUCCUAUCCUGGAUGCGCGUACCUUGAGCCUGUACAAUUUCUGCAACGUUUGGACGAGCCAGUAGAAGCUCUUGGAUAUCCCAGUUCGCGGCGAAUCAACCCAACGGAAGGAUUUGUUCGUGGUGUUUCGGCGAACCGUAUACCAGACAAGGGAGAACAGAAACUGCGUGCGGAACGUUAGUAUUUUAAGGAUUUGAAUCUCGAUCAGGCGUGUACGACGCUGAAUUCCGUAUCUGCGACACGGAGAACGGUCACGAACGACGCGACAACGGCGAUGGUUACACUCUUUUUUUGUAUAUUUUAACCGGUAGACGUUUAACUUGGAAGCCGACCGUGUAAAUAGCCGCUCGGUUGCUUCGCAUGAUUCCGGCUUCGCUCUCUUUAUCUCUUUCUCUCUCUCUCUGUCGGAUCGGUUGCGUUGAACGGAUAAUUUAACGUGUAAUCGUCGCCGAUUUCCCGCGCGACCGUUUUCCUUUUUCCGAGCCGGAGAUCUGGGGCGCGACCACUACGAAUCGAGGCACCCGCGCGCUCGAACGAGACGCCGUGGAACUGAUCGCGGUGUAAGUUCCGUUUCGUUCGCCCAUUCUAUCGCAGCGACCAAUGGGAAUCGUCGGAGAGACCCGCUAAAGAAUUUCUGUACAAUCACGAGCGACGGCCAGUGGAUAGGAACGUAGACUUAUGGAUGUACGGAAGGGAAACCGGGCGACGCGUUUAGAACGAAAUUGUCCUCUUCGGACCGAGAGGAAGGUGAACGGAAACGAUGAAAUGCAAUGGAAAUAUUCAUUUCCACGAAAAAACCAGCGACCUCUGUUAUCUGUAUUCUUAUAUUAUGAGAUAUGAAUUUCUAAACGAAGAGUUUAGGUUCUAGAUUUUACUUAUCGACUGUCGUCCGAUCAAGCA